GGGGCGGUCGUGGGCACGCGGGUUGAGGACCGGCGGCAGCCCGGCCCGGGAAGCCCGCCCAGAGGAGCGCAGUGUGGGCGCGACGUCCUCCGCUCGGGGCAGAGCGUCCCGCGAGGCUGCAGGCACGCAGCAGUGCUCCGUGGAGGGACAGAGCGGGCGGCUUGCUGCUUUCACUGCUUCCAUCCCAAACUGAGACGUGGCGGCUUUGUAGCCAGGUCUGGGCAGGCUCUGCAUGUUAAAACCCAGCGCUUCGCCCCCCCCCCCUUAAGUUGAAGCCUCACGGCCGCGGUCCCUGCCCUGUCGCCGUGCCUCCCCGUCGGGGUCGCUGGUCUGGGCCCCGCGCGAGCGGCGGAGAAAGAAGCCAGCGGCCGCCCCGUGUGCGCACCCGGCCGGGGGAGUCCGCGCGCACGGGGAUCGGGAGCUCGCGGCGAGCCGGCGGGGAGAGCUCCGCUCCGAGACGCUGGCACCGGAGAGAUUCAGGUCCUGCCAGCCGUCCGCUCCCGACCUCCUGCGCAGAUCGCCGCGGUGCGCGCCCUGGCGCUCCGCGGUUCCCCUGAGGAAAGGUCGGUGUGCAGCCCGCAGCUCGUUAGAUCGAUAGGAGGUGUGCAGACAGAAAAGAUCUGAAAUACAGAAGCUCGGCCCCCUCGGGAAACCGAGAGGGAGAAGGCGGCUGACAUCACUCGGGGCGGGGCCGCGGCGCUAAGAAAAGUCGGCGGGACCGGAGCCGCUGCGGCACAGCCUCACCAUGAGCGGCCGCAACACCUCUGAGGUCCACAUCCUCUGCAGCCCCGGCCAGCUGUUCCUGCAGCCGCUCUGGGACCAGCUGCGGGCCUGGGACUCGCUCACGCAGUCGCCCUUGUUCGCGGUCCUCUUUUCCAUCACCACGUACGUGGGCUUCUGCCUGCCCUUCGUGGUGCUGGACGUCCUGUGCCCUUGGGUGCCCUCGCUGCGGCGCUACAAGAUCCACCCGGACUUCUCGCCGUCGGCGCGGCAGGUGCUGCCGUGCCUGGGGCAGACCCUGUACCAGCACGCGGUGUUCGUGCUCCCCUUAACCCUGCUGCACUGGGCCCGCGGCCCGGCGCCCUGGCCCCGCGAAGCCCCCGAGCUGCUGCCUCUGGUGCGCCACGUCGUGUGCUGCCUGCUGCUCUUCGAUGCCGAGUUCUUCGUGUGGCACGUGCUGCAUCACAAGGUGCCCUGGCUGUACCGCAACUUCCACAAGAUGCACCACCAGAACUCGGCCUCCUUCGCGCUGGCCACGCAGUACAUGAGCGCCUGGGAGCUGUUUUCCUUGGGCUUCUUCGACAUGCUGAACGUCACGCUGCUCCAGUGCCACCCGCUCACCGUCCUGGUCUUCCACGUGCUCAACAUCUGGCUGUCGGUGGAGGACCACUCCGGCUACGACUUCCCCUGGUCCACGCACAGACUGGUGCCUUUCGGGUGGUACGGCGGCGUCACACACCACGACCUGCACCACUCGCAGUUUAACUGCAACUUUGCCCCGUACUUCACGCACUGGGACAGAAUCCUCGGAACUCUUCGGUCCGCUCACGCCAAGUGACGCGCAGCCUCCCUCCCCGGCUGCGGUAGGGGGGCUCAGGGGGUCCUCCGGACCCAGGACUGUGGCAGUAGUGCACUUGACACUUGAAUCAGGAGAAACACACCUGAGUUGUUUUGUCUUGGUUUGUUUUGUAAGUAAUUUAUUACCUGCUGGAGAUUUAUGGAUAAAAUCUGAUGUAUUUUCACAGUCUGAUGAAGUAAUUUAUAUCGUUUCUGUAUAUUGGCGGUUAUAUUCUUGAAGUCAAAUUCCAGCUCACUUCGAUAGCCUUGAUUCCUGGAUAUGUUAGACACUCAUCACUGGCAUAUUUAAAUCAUCUCAAAAAGGAUUUGAUUGUAGGACAAGGAAGGUCCUGUGUUUUAAAGUGUUGUAGAAAUAGGCUAAAGUGAUACAUUCUUAUGGAGAAUAUCAUCUUUGACUCUAUUAGCAACAAAACAUGUUCCUGCUGGACAGUGAUCACAAUUGUUGUGCUUUUUUAUUUUUUCAUGUAAUUGUAUAUUUAUAUUGAAAGAAAUGUUGUUUGUACUUUAAAAAAGAAAAGAAAGAACAGAACAUGAACCAAAUGAGUCCUGGCUGCUGUCUCACUGGCAUUUAGACUGAUCAAUACUAAAACCAGAAGAGGGAGCUGGGGUGGCAGGUGUCCUCAGAGCCUCCAUCAGCCGUAGAAGGAGAGGAAUCUGGUGGUGGGGUGUUUUGUGGGGCAUUUGUAGGGGCCUUUUGUGGGGGAUUUGUAGGAGAGACAAGGCAGAGGCGGGAGAAGGGGUCAGUUAGUCUGUUUGGGUCUAGCAAUGGCACAGAGGGAGAACCACUAUUGUUCUGAAUGGUUUUCAGCUGAUUUCUGCAUAACAAGCAGCUCAAAGAAUUACCCUCUCAGGUUUUAGAGAGAUUAACACCGCCCAACCAUUUGAUUAUUUGUAGGAGAGUGGUGUUGGGGAUGAACAGAAUUAGUGGAGUGCCUUGCUUUGCAAAACUGGCGAGUCAAGUGUGUGCAUGAGAAGGGCUGAUAGAUAUAGAAAGAGAUUCUGAGUCACCCCUUAUUUCUCAUGAAUCCAUCUAGCCUAAGUGACCAUCAUACACACAGCUCUGCAACUGGGGAUUUUUGGGCUUUCACUUUUCUUAAAUUAAGACAUACAUGCAAAUUGCAUACCCCUUUGUCAAAGAGAGAAUAAGGAUGGAAUUUGGCCCCAGGUCCCUGGUUCCUCAUUUGUAAACGGAGAUUGUGUUCCAGAUGUUCUCCCAGAUUAUUUGGCACAGUAAAUGUCCCUGUGACUGACCACACGCCUGUUACACGUCAGGUACCCCACCCCAACCCGCUGCUGCCUAAUUGUUUUCAUUUUAUCUUUGGCACAGGGUUAUCUAGGGUAAAGUAAAACCUUGAGACAAUUUAGACAGAAAAGUAUAAAGAAUGGCAACUUUGCAUGUAAUUCCAGGCUCAUUAUAUAUGAACCACACCGUCCUGGUUAAAGGUGAAGCAUCCACCUGGAGACCUGGUUUCCACAACCUGCCCGAUGAGAGCCCUGGGAAGCAUGUGCGUGCUUUCCCAACCUUCGCCAAGUUGUA
Molecule: messenger RNA, 3115 nt
Organism: Ailuropoda melanoleuca (giant panda)
Lineage: Eukaryota; Metazoa; Chordata; Mammalia; Carnivora; Ursidae
Gene: CH25H
Product: cholesterol 25-hydroxylase
Exons: 2
Coding region: 746-1558 (270 amino acids)
Biological process (GO): lipid biosynthetic process
Molecular function (GO): oxidoreductase activity; iron ion binding
Source: RefSeq, a predicted model, not a curated record